AUGUCAUUACCCCACAUCAAUGCUACAUCAUCACCUCAUGUCCAUACUACUUCACUAUCCCAUGGCCAUAUUAUAUCAUCAUCCCAUGUCCAUACUACAUCAUCACCCCAUGUCCAUGCUACAUCAUCACCCUAUAUCCACACUACAUCAUUACCACAUAUCCAUGCUGCAUCACCUCAUGUCCAUGCCACAUCAUCACCCCAUGAUCUUGCUACCUCAUCGCUCUGUGUCUAUGCUACAUCAUCACCUCAUGUCCACACUACCUCAUCAGCCCAUGUCCAUGCUACAUCCUCAAUCUAUGUUCAUGCUACGUCAUCAGCCAUGUCCAUACUACAUCAUCACCCCAUGUCCAUGCUACAUUAUCACCCCAUACUACAUCAUCACUCCAUAUCCAUGCUACAUCAUCACCCCAUGUCCAUGCUACAUCAUUACACCAUAUCCAUGUUACAUCAUCAUCCCAUGUCCAUACUACAUCAUCACCCCAUGUCUAUGCUACAUCAUCACCCUAUGUCCAUGCUACAUCAUCACCCCAUGUCCUCUCUACAUUACCUCAUGUCCAUGCUACAUCUUCACCUCAUGUCCAUGCUACAUCACCAUUACCCCCAUGUCCACACUACAUCACCCCAUGUCCAUGCUGCAUCAACAACUCAUGUCCAUUCUGCAUCAUCAUCCCAUGUCCAUGCUACAUCAUCACCCCAUGUCCAUACCACAUCAUCCCAUGUCCAUACUACAUCACCUCAUGUCCAUGCUACAUCAUCACUCCAUGUUCAUCCUAUAUCAUCAUCCCAUGUCCAUACUACAUCAUCACCCCAUACUACAUCAUCACACCAUAUCCAUGCUACAUCAUCACAUCAUAUCCAUGUUAUAUCAUCACCUCAUGUCCAUGCUACAUCAUCACCCCAUGUCCAUGCUACAUCACCCUAUACUACAUCAUCACACCAUAUCCACGCUACAUCAUCACAUCAUAUUCAUAUUACAUCAUCACCUCAUGUCCAUGCUACAUCAUCAUCCCAUGUUUAUGCUACAUCAUCAUCCCAUGUCCAUGCCACACCAUCACCUCAUGUCCAUGCUGCAUCAUCUCAUAUCCCUGCUACAUCGUCACCUCCUAUCCAUGCUACAUCACUCCAUGUCCAUACUACAUCAUCACCCCAAGUCCACACAUCAUCACCCCAUGUCCAUUCUACAGCAUUAUCCCAUAUCCAUACUACAUCACCCCUUGUCCAUGCUACAUCAUCACCCAUGUCUAUGCUACAUCAUCAUCUCAUGUCCACGUGA
This is a messenger RNA of Protopterus annectens (West African lungfish), 1275 nucleotides long. Its product is annotated as histidine-rich glycoprotein-like. The record is from RefSeq and is a predicted model, not a curated record. NCBI's taxonomy places the organism in Eukaryota, Metazoa, Chordata, Ceratodontiformes, Protopteridae. The transcript has a single exon. The coding region runs from base 1 to 1275 and encodes 424 amino acids.